Messenger RNA from Procambarus clarkii (red swamp crayfish), 588 nucleotides. The record is from RefSeq and is a predicted model, not a curated record. Lineage: Eukaryota; Metazoa; Arthropoda; Malacostraca; Decapoda; Cambaridae.
AUGAUCCACACCUUCAUUAUCCACACCUGCAUUAUCCACACCGGCAUUAUCCACACCGGCAUUAUCCACACCGGCAUUAUCCACACCGGCAUUAUCCACACCGGCAUUAUCCACACCUGCAUUAUCCACACCGGCAUUAUCCACACCAAAGACCAGACGAGACCACCAAUGGAGCGGGCAACGUUACACUCGGCCGUGCCCUCCCCGACCACUGGCCACUCGGCCAAGCCCUCCCCGACCACUGGCCACUCGGCCAAGCCCUCCCCGACCACUGGCCACUCGGCCAAGCCCUCCCCGACCACUGGCCACUCGGCCAAGCCCUCCCCGACCACUGGCCACUCGGCCAAGCCCUCCCCGACCACUGGCCACUCGGCCAAGCCCUCCCCGACCACUGGCCACUCGGCCAAGCCCUCCCCGACCACUGGCCACUCGGCCAAGCCCUCCCCGACCACUGGCCACUCGGCCAAGCCCUCCCCGACCACUGGCCACUCGGCCAAGCCCUCCCCGACCACUGGCCACUCGGCCAAGCCCUCCCCGACCACUGGCCACUCGGCCAAGCCCUCCCCGACCACUGGCCACUCGUGUUAA